Messenger RNA from Nymphaea colorata (pocket water lily), 1894 nucleotides. RefSeq names its product F-box/kelch-repeat protein At5g15710-like. The record is from RefSeq and is a predicted model, not a curated record. Gene Ontology annotation, molecular function: protein binding. Bases 421 to 1527 code for a protein of 368 amino acids. The transcript is spliced from 2 exons. NCBI's taxonomy places the organism in Eukaryota, Viridiplantae, Streptophyta, Magnoliopsida, Nymphaeales, Nymphaeaceae.
CGAACCUCCAUAUUCCGUUUACCCCGAGAAAGAAAGCCACGAUAUCCCAUUUUCUUUUCUUCUCUUCUCACGGGGUGACGCCGUCGACGGAACGCUUUCCUCCUUCUGCCUUCGGCGGAAACCCUAAAGUGAAUCACAGAAGCAAAAAGAGAAGCUCAGAUUCGAUCGUAUUGAUCAAAAUUCGAUAGGUGAAAACGCUGAUCUUUCCAUCUUCCUCCCCCUACCUUAUUCUUUCUCUCUAUCUCGCGAAUCUUUGUUGAAUUAUUCGCGUCGCGCUGAAAGGGAGAGAGAUCCAAUUGUAGUUCUUAAAUUAGGUGAUCUGGCUCAUAUGUUUAGGGAAAUGUGGGGUUUCUCUGUCGAUUUGUGUCAAAAUUAGGGGAAUUUUGGGUCUUUUUUUCUGCUGACUUGGGUGAGGCCGAGAUGGUAGAGAGGAGCGUCUGGUAUAGGCUUCCUGAAGAAGUAACCGAAAGGAUUUUCUCCUAUCUGCCGAUUGCGUCCGUGCUUCGGUGCCGGUGCGUCUGCAGAUCUUGGAACUCUCUUCUGAAUUCCAGGUCGUUCUUGGAGUUGUGGGGGAGAGUCUCGCCUCGGGAUUUCUUCUUCCUCGUCUACCACAAUUCCCAGUUGGUUGCUGCCUAUUCUCCGAGCUCCGGGCGGUGGAACAACCUUCCGAUAUUUGAUCGUUGUUCUCUAGAUCCCGGGCGAGUUCUCCUUCUUGCGUCCUCUGGCGGCCUUCUGUGCUUUAGGAAUAGGAAUUCUGAUUAUCCCACGUUGAUUGUGUGUAACCCUGUCACUGGGACCAGUAGGGUCCUGCCUGAGAUGCUUCGCGUCCGUUACAUCGAUAUAGUGGGGAUGGUUGCGGACAAAGCGAGCAAUUCCUACAGAGUUCUUGUAACCGGGACUACUGAACCAACUUCUAAUGAGAGCAUCACUGAGGUUUAUGAUUCCAGAGUAGAGGGCUGGAUCCACCACGGCUUUUCCAAGCUGGAUUUCUUGCAAGUCUGGUAUGAAGUCCAUGCAAUUUGGCAGAACGGAUCUUUCUAUUGCUUGGCUACUCCGGUGAACACUGCUCGUGGCUAUCGGUUUAUUUGUUAUAAUUUGGAGAGAAGGCAGUGGUUGGAUCUCAAUGUUAAGAUGCCAUCCAGCGAUAUAAGGUCCCCUUCGUUGGUGGUUUGUGGAGAUAAGAUCCUGUUGACUGGAAAGAUUGUUGUGGAUUACUUCAUAAGAAGCAUAUGCAUUUGGGAGCUUAACUGGGGCAACCUAAAGUGGGUCAGGGUGGGAGAGAUGCCUGAAGAUGAGCUGACCAAGAUUAUGUCUCCAUACUCAGUGUUGCUUCAAUGUCAAGGUCUGAAUGAUCUCAUGUGCUUUAGCACCCAUAGGGGUUGGCAGUCGAUAAUGUAUGAUUUGUCAGAGAGGAGGUGGCAAUGGUUACCUGAGAAUGAUGCGUAUGAAAAGAAUCAUACGGUGGCUAUGGGGAGAAACAGUCUUAUUGGUUUGCCAUAUGAGCCUAGCUUGUCUGCAAAAGUUUGAAUUAUCGUCAAAUGAGAGACACGCACACUUGUUGGUCUGCACUGUUAUGUAAAGGCUGUCAGCUGCAUGAGAUUGUUCCAACUGCUGCGAGUCAUGCUUGAUCAGUUGAUGCGUGUUCAUGGUUGUGUGAGAUCAAGAUUUGUAUUCUGUUCGGGUGGUAUGACCGGAAACAGGCCGUCUCAGAGGUUUCUCAUUCCAUUGUGUAGGGGUUAAUGUAAAUGUGACCUUAAAAAAUGGUUAAUGUACAAAAUUUCUCCCAUUUGCAUGCAAUUGUAAUUGGGUCUCAAAGUUUACUUGUGCAUGUUUUACAAUGUGGUUCAGUUCUAAAUUUGCUUAUAAAUAUUCGUGGUCAUGAUUGAUGUAGGAA